Messenger RNA from Miscanthus lutarioriparius, 1257 nucleotides. The record is from the annotation of a GenBank genome assembly. Lineage: Eukaryota; Viridiplantae; Streptophyta; Magnoliopsida; Poales; Poaceae.
AUGGCAUCGAUGAAGUUUGAUCUACCGCUGCUGGAUUACAAGACGAGAUUUGCACUGUGGCAAGCGCUGGACGGUUUCGGAGGAAAAGGGCAGAAGUCAUGGACCGCUGAAGAGAAGCGGAAGGAUCAUAAGGCUCUGUCUCUGAUUCAACUUUAUCUACAUAAUGAUAUUUUACAAGAAGUGCUGCAGGAGAAAACUGCCGCAGAACUUUGGCUCAAGCUGGAAUCAAUUUGUAUAUCCAAGGAUCUAACCAGUAAGAUGCACGUGAAGAUGAAGUUGUUCACGCACAACCUGCAAGAAGGUGGUUCGGUGAUGAACCACUUAUCGAUCUUUAAGGAGAUCGUUGCCGACCUAGUGUCGAUGGAGAGUGGAGAUGUCGUGCGUAUGGGAGAUAACAACCCACAUGAGAUUGUGGACAUUAGCUCCGUUCAGAUCAAGAUGCAUGAUAGUAUGAUACGCACACUGAAAGACGUGAGACACAUACCAGGGAUGGCCAGAAAUCUUAUCUCCCUCAGCACACUUGAUGCCGAGGGAUACAGAUACUCCGGUUCAGGUGGAGUGUGUAAGGUAUCAAAAGGCUCUCUCAUUCAUAUGAUAGGUGAUAUGAAUUCUGCAAAGUUAUAUGUUCUUAGAGAAAGUACUUUACAUGGUUCCGUCACUGCUUCUGUUGUUUCUAAUGAUGAACCAAGUAAAACUAAUCUCUGGCAUAUGCGUAUUGGGUAUAUGAGUGAACUUGGUAUGGCAGAAUUGAUCAAGAGAGACCUACUGGAUGGCUGUACUGUAGGUAAGAUGAAGUUCUAUGAGCACUGUGUUUUUGGUAAGCACAAGAGGGUAAAAUUCAAUGCAUCUGUUCAUACCACCAAAGAUGAUACUUUUGCUGCUUUUAAAGAGUGGAAAGUUAUGAUAGAAAGGCAAACUGAAAGGAAGCACUCACCUCCUAUUUUGCAGCCUCAAAAUCAGUCUAUUGCAGAUCAUAGAACAAAGAGGAGUUGUGGACCUCGUCCACGUUUAAUUGAGGAAUGUGAUAUUGAUCAUUAUGCCAUUAGUUGUGCUGAACAGGUUGAGAACAUUCAUGAGCUGGCUACGUACACUGAAGCUGUUGUUUCUGGUGACCGCGAGAAGUGGAUUUCCGCUAUGCAAAAAGAGAUGCAGUCACUUGAGAAAAAUGGUACAUGGGAUGUUGUGCGCUUGCCUAAACAUAAGAAGGCCGUACCUUUGUGGUACAACAAAUGCCUGUUUGAAGUUUGGCAGGACUGA